Cooperia oncophora is the source of this 468-nucleotide messenger RNA. NCBI's taxonomy places the organism in Eukaryota, Metazoa, Nematoda, Chromadorea, Rhabditida, Trichostrongylidae. The record is from the annotation of a GenBank genome assembly.
AUGCAAUCAGACGAGUCUGAUUAUAUUAAAGUACUGAGGAUAAAAGGGGCCAACGGCGAGGAGAGAACGUUGCAGUUCCCCAUGAAACUCGACCUUGAACGUCCAAAACGACCUCGCACCACAUUUUCCGAGGAGCAACUUCGUUUACUCGAGGAAGCCUUUCAGGAAAACGGCUACCUGACUGGAGAAACUCGGAUGGCCUUGGCUGCACGAUUGGGCCUCAGUGAUACUCAGGUGAAAGUGUGGUUCCAGAAUCGUAGGACAAAGAACAGAAAGAAGACAGUCAACGAGGACGGAAGAGCUAUCGGAUCGGUCUCGACACAUGCUCCACCUCAUCAAAACUCUUCCAUACAAAGUCAGCUACCAUAUCCGAACUAUGUGUAUCCUCAGCAUUUUAUCACCUCGACAGCAUUCUAUCCGUAUUCAACCACCGCCCAAUCGCAGAUUCCUUUCCUACAAGAUUUGUAA